Molecule: messenger RNA, 2307 nt
Organism: Nematolebias whitei (Rio pearlfish)
Lineage: Eukaryota; Metazoa; Chordata; Actinopteri; Cyprinodontiformes; Rivulidae
Gene: csnk2a2b
Product: casein kinase 2, alpha prime polypeptide b
Biological process (GO): regulation of chromosome separation; protein phosphorylation
Cellular component (GO): nucleus; protein kinase CK2 complex; cytosol
Molecular function (GO): ATP binding; protein serine/threonine kinase activity
Source: RefSeq, a predicted model, not a curated record
CGGGUGCUUCUGUUCUCUGCUCCUUCCUUCCCUGCGCUUUCCACCGGGGAGACCGCCGAAGAAACUCCCGAAUCCGGGGCCUAAGUCAGCAUUUGGCACCGGGCCACCGAGGCACUGUUUCCCCCGCACCUCCGGCCGCACAUGACGCGGGUUCCGCCGAUGGUGGUGCGCGGAGCCGACCGCCCCCCGUCGCUGCGACAUCCCCUCCGAGCUAAAGCAGUGUCGUUGGCUAAUGUUAGCUAACAGCAUCGAUUCUCUGCGCCGCUCCACCCCCAUCUGCCUCCGGUCGACCCCGCCACUGAUCUGUCACAUCGACCGUUGAUUGAUUAGCUAGCCGUGAACCAUCGAGGGCAUCCCGCCUACCGCCGUUCAUCUGGUCCCGGAACCUGGCCUGGGUCCUUUCGGAAAAGAGACGAACGAUUUACGUUCGGUAGCCUUUUUCUCCCCGAUCCCCUUUUUUCCUCCUGUCUACCUCAACACUCCCGAUGCCUCCCUGUCACCACCCUCGACUGCCCCUCUGAGAUCCACCGGCUUCUUUGCUUCUAAUAAUCCGUCGAAGGAGCUCUGCCCGACGGGCACUGUGCCUGCGUGCAUCUGCAGCGGAUCUCUCUCUUUUUUUUUUUUUUUAAUCGUCUCCGUUUUUAAAAGCCUGCUUCUUUUCUCCGGUUUGUUUCACUUCCCACCCACACACAGCUGCUCAUCCUUAUCUGUUUUCAACCCUUCCUCGAGUUGGCCAUCCGCACUCCCCGGCAGAUCUCCGUGACGCCCGGGCUGCGGCGUCCGAGCCGCGGGUCAAGCCAUGCCGGGUCCGGUGGCCGGUAGCAAAGCCCGUGUGUACGCGGACGUCAACACACUGAAGAGCCGGGAGUACUGGGACUACGAGGCCCACGUUCCUAACUGGAACAACCAGGAGGACUACCAGCUGGUCCGUAAGCUGGGCAGAGGGAAGUACAGUGAGGUGUUCGAGGCCAUCAACAUCACCAACAAUGAGAAAGUGGUGGUCAAAAUCCUGAAGUCCAGAACUCCAGCGCUCGUCUUUGAAUGCAUCAAUAACACAGACUUUAAGGAGUUGUACCAGAAGCUGACAGAUUAUGACAUCCGUUUCUACAUGUAUGAACUGCUGAAGGCUCUGGACUACUGUCACAGCAUGGGCAUCAUGCACCGUGACGUUAAACCUCACAAUGUGAUGAUCGACCACCAGUUAAGAAAGCUGCGUCUUAUAGACUGGGGUUUGGCUGAGUUCUACCACCCGUCCCAAGAGUACAACGUCCGAGUGGCCUCGCGUUACUUCAAAGGCCCCGAGCUGCUGGUGGACUACCAGAUGUAUGACUACAGUCUGGACAUGUGGAGUUUGGGCUGCAUGCUGGCCAGUAUGAUCUUUCAGAAAGAACCGUUUUUCCACGGACAAGACAACUACGACCAGCUGGUGCGAAUAGCCAAAGUUCUGGGGACGGACGAGCUGUUUGGAUACCUGCGUAAAUACCACAUCGAACUGGACCCCCGCUUCAAAGACCUACUGGGACAGCAGAGCAGGAAACGCUGGGAACAGUUUGUUCAGACGGAAAACCAGCACUUAGUAAGCCCUGAAGCUCUGGAUCUGUUGGAUAAGCUGCUACGCUACGACCACCAGCAGAGGCUGACAGCCACCGAGGCCAUGGAGCACCCCUACUUCUACCCUGUAGUAAAAGAACAGACUCUGUCAAACUCUGACAACAACAUGGUUUCCAGUGGCAACACUACAGCACGAUGAAAGAUGUGGAAGGAAGAAGGAUGUUUGUUACCUCAACUUUGUACCUGCUUGUGUCAGAAACUUUGUUACAGCGACAGUCGAUCAAAAGACCAGUCUCCCCGUACACACACACACACACACAAUCAGAGCACACACACACUCCUCUGUGUCAGUCUGUGAUUGGCUUGUCCUGGUUUCCAGUCUGACCAGUGAGCUUGAAGCUGCCCCCUCCCCCCAUCCCCUCCUCCCUCCUUGACUGGUGUCUGACCCACCCCCUCCCUCCCUCCCUCCCUAGUCUGGUCUCAUGUAGGUCAACAAAGACUUUUAAAGACAACUCAGUUUUCCCUUUUUAUAUUUUGUCCUCUUUUGAUUGCAUCAGCAUGGAGAAUGAACAGGAGUGUGAGCCUGUAGCCAAACCCCCACCCCAGAUCUGACUAUCCCACCCGUCUUUCUACGUCCCCCCCCCAACAGAUGACAGGCGUCUCAGCACUAUGGAUCUGAUGGCAUGGUGGACUCUCAACAUAUAAUGAUAAAUAUUCUAAUAUUAAUGACAAAUAAAUGAUUUUUAUUUAGAUCAA